ACAUGUGCUAGAAAGAGAUAGCAAGCUAAAUACCAAAAACAAUUGUGGUUUAGUAUUUUUGUCAUGUAUUGAACAGUUAUUUCUAGCCCUACCGCUACGGUCACACUGAUUGCGAGGAAAACGUGUGAUAAAGCAAAGAAUCAUGUCUGGACGCGAGGGCGGUAAGAAGAAGCCACUGAAGGCGCCUAAGAAGGACAGCAAGGACUUGGACGAAGAUGACAUGGCCUUCAAGCAGAAGCAAAAGGAGCAGCAGAAGGCCAUGGAGGCGGCCAAGGCGAAUGCAUCCAAAAAGGGACCUCUUGUUGGUGGCGGCAUCAAAAAGUCAGGCAAAAAGUGAUGUGAUACCAGCAGGGAGGAGCCACAAGGAUGUAGCAUUUUUACACACAGAUCAACAACAACACACACACACCAUGUGCCACCGCCGCCGCCAACAGUCAACGUCUUCAUCAUUUUGUGGACCAACAAAUUGCCCGUGUAGCCCAUUGGAAAGAACUUCUUUUUAUACUUACGAUUACCAUUAAAUAGAGAGCAUUGUCACGUCAAA
Molecule: messenger RNA, 544 nt
Organism: Drosophila kikkawai
Lineage: Eukaryota; Metazoa; Arthropoda; Insecta; Diptera; Drosophilidae
Product: translation machinery-associated protein 7 homolog
Source: RefSeq, a predicted model, not a curated record